CAGAUUCUCACUGAGCGGAGUGAAGGACAUGUGCCUCCUCAUCAUCACACUGCAGCAACCAGAGGAAGACACAGUUCUCUACAACGUGUUCAUGUCCGAGUUCUAAAGGAAACAUCAUUUUCAACGUCGGAGCCAUGAGCAAACGGAAACUGAGUCUCAGGUGGUUGGGGAGCCUCAGCAAUCUCUCCACCCGCCGCUCCUCAUUCAAGGCCAACACCCAGGCAGCCCCAGAGCAUGAUGGGAGCCUCUGUGGGGCCAAACCAGCAGCAGCUGGGGAGAAGACAGUGGACGACAUGGAGUCGUGCCUCCACAGCCCCAGCUACGCCCGCUCCAGUGACAUGUACACACAUGUGGGCACUGUGCCCCGCAGCGAGAGGAAGAAGAGCUUCAGGGGUCUGAAGGAAAAGAAGAAGAGGAGGGAAGAGGAGGAGGAGGAUGGGGGGGUGAGUGGAGGGCAGGGCCAGUGCAAGGCGGGGGAACAUGUCCCAGACUCCCUCCUGCUCAGUGCCCUGUCCAGCCUCACUUUGACCAGUCCGGACCGGCCUCUGCCUGUUUCUGCAUUGUCCCGGCCGCUGCCCGCCACUCCGACACCCAGCCGAGCUUCACCUUUGACCUCAGGCCCUGACGGCUUCAGUCGUCCUCCAGGAGAACUCGAUAAGAGCCAAGACGCACCAUCGAGGAGCAAGGAUGCUUUAGAAACCAGUAGACCUGUGAAAUAUCCACCAAACAUGGCCACUAAUGGCCCCAAAGUGGUUCCAGCGCAGGAUGUGUACGUACCGAUGGACCCGAUUACUGAGGCAGCUCGAGACGACCAACGAGAGAAACAACAAAGAGACACAGCACAGGAACCCACGAGCCCCGGGGGCGGCUCACAGGACGGAAGGCCGUGUCACGUGACAGACGGCAGUGGAGAGUAUGUGAAGUUCUCCAAGGGGAAGUUCUGGUUGGAGCCGCCGUCAGAGACACAGAGGAAGCAGCUGGAGGAGGAGCUGAAGCUGAGCGGCACGAACCUGAAGAGCAACGCCUGGUACCACGGACACAUCCCCUGGGAGGUGUCAGAGAGCCUUGUGGGGAAACAUGGCGACUUCCUCAUCAGAGACUCUCAGUCCAGUCAGGGAGACUUUGUCCUCACCUGCCACUGGGAGGAGAAAACGCUUCACUUCCUCAUCAGGAAGACGCUGGUUCAGUCUGGUGAGACGUACACCCGGGUCCUUCACAGCCUGGGGGGGGGGGCCUUUGACACCUUACAGGCCCUCGUCCACUUCUACGCGGGCAGCAGGGCGGCUCUGACCCCGUGGAGCAGCGCUCAGAUCCAUCAGCCAGUUAACAGGACGCUGCCACUCAGUUACCUGGAGACGGCGUUCGGCACUGUCCCCAGCCUGCGCUCCAACCAGGGAGGGCCGAGGAGCGGCAGCACGAGUGGAGAGGAGAGGGUCCGUCCCAGGAGUCCUUCCUCUCUCCACCACAAGGGGACAGACAUGAGCAGAGGACAGGACGACCGGACUCUGUCGACUUCAGGAGAAUCAACUCUCACUUCUCCAAACAUCAACACCCCACGGUCCAGAAGCCCUUUAUACCCUCCGACAGCCUUUGUGGCUCCAUCUCCAUCCUUCUCCAGGAGCUUGAGCACCACUCAGCCCACGUCCUCCCCGAGCAGCACCCUCAACAGACAGCGUAACAACAGAUACCAUCAGAACCAGGACUCUCCGUCCCCUGAUACAGACGGAAGCUGCUACACAGAGCUGUACCCUGGCCCUCAGAGCUACGUGGAGAGGCUGUGGGCAGAGGAUGGGUCGCUGGGCCUUGAUCCACUGAGGCUGGAUGACGGGAACGUGUACUUUUCACCCGUGGUGGAGGCGGCUUCUUCUUUCAAACCGAGCAGGUACAAGUCGCCGCUGAUGCCUGAAGAGAAUAAGCCUUUGGAGGUUGGAAUUCUGCGAAGAGUGAAGGAGCUUCUAGCUGAGAUCGACCCCAGGACAGCAGCUAAACAUAUCACCAAGGCUGACUGCAUGGUGGCCAGAAUUCUGGAGGUGACUCCGGAGGUGCAAAGGAUGAUGGGAGUCAGUUCUGGGAUAGAGCUGCUCACGCUGCCACAUGGCCAGCAGCUGAGACUGGACCUGCUGGAGAGGUUUCACACCAUGGCCAUCAUGUUGGCGGUGGAUGUGUUGGGCUGCACCGGGACGAACGAGGAGCGAGCUGGCCUGCUUUACAAAAUCAUCCAAAUCGCUGCCGAGCUCAAGAGCACCAUGGGAAACAUGUUUGGUUUUGCUGCCGUCAUGAGAGCUCUGGAGCUGCCGCAGGUGUCUCGUCUGGAGCAGAUGUGGACGGCGUUACGGCAGCGACACACAGAGGGCGCUAUUCUCUACGAGAAAACUCUGAGGCCAUUUAUGAAGAGCCUCAAUGAUGGGAUAGAAAGUUGUCCGCUGUCCAACACCACCUUCCCCCAUGUCCUCCCCCUCUUGUCUCUGCUGGAGAAGAGUGUGGCGGUGGGUGAGGGGACGGAGCCAUGGGAGACGGCGGAAGUCGGUAUGGACAUGGUCAUGUUGCACCUGGGGGCGGCGAGGACCAUCGCACAGCUGGGGGGCAUUUACCAAUCCAACGCUCAGGGCAAACUACAAGGUUUCCAGGAGCAGGCUGAGGUCCUGGAGCUCUUCCUGACCGACUUCCAGCUGAGGUUGCUGUGGGGUAGCAGGGGAGCCCCGGAGAGCCAGGCUCUGCGAUACACCAAGUUCGACCAGGUGCUGACUGCCUUGUCCAACAGGCUGGAGCCGCCUUUCAGAUCACACUGACCUCAGAGCUGGACGAGUGGCCUGUCGCAUUCUCCCUCAUGGAGUCUGUCGUCAAUGAAACCUUACUCCAGGGCUUUUGGGAGAGUUUGCACAGUGAUGUGUUAAACAGGGAGGCUCCUGCCACACAUGCACACGAGUGGCAGUUUGACUUUAGACAUGUAAAGCUGAUCUAUCAAUGCACCGUCUCUGUCAGUCAGACACUUGAAAGGUGAAGCAAACCUUCCUGUCGCUCUUUGAUUCAGAUCCCUGAUGAAACUUCAUUCAGAAGGACGAUUACAGGCUUCAAAGUGGUUCUGAUACUUAAUGGUUCGUUGUUUGAAACCAAGCCCGACUGGUCUGACUCAAGAGAAGUUGAGAGAAGCAUCAAUUUCUCCCCCACAGUCAAGAGUUGUUGAAUAAAUGGACGAGCAGACCAGAGAAACAAGAUGGUGGAGAACUAGUGGUCUCAUUUUCUACCCUCAUUACUCUCUUCAUUUAGCACUAAUCCCAGUUUAUUGUGAAUUGAAGAAUUAAUCUUUAACAUUUAAAAGAGUCAGAAAUCAGCAUGUUUUGCCAGCACACGUUAUUUAUUGUGUUUUAGGGAUGCACCGAUUUAGUGUCCGAACAUCGGGGCAGAUCUUCACCUUAUUGAUUGCUGUUGGUCUAUCAACAAAUAAGUCAACAUUCACUGGUGGCAGAGUUUUGAUGAAGAUAUGAUUGAGUGAGUGCUCAUUCAAAGACUUUACAACUGAUCGGUUAUUCCUUUAGAACAUAGAUUUCUUGGUUUCCCUGGAAUACUGUUUAAGAUGGAAUGAGAUGAAGGAGAUGAAAAUGAACUGACCCUAAAUACAAUGGUACAUCACACAGGUACACAACGUUUCUACUGCCUUACGUAGUGUUAACGUCUAAUCUGUAUAUAUAAUAUACUGCAUUGCAUUCUAUGGUACUAUGAUAUGAGACAUAUCCAGGUCCAUAUCGGUGCAUCAUUAAUAUGUUAAUGAGUCUUACCAGAGGACUUCAUCUGUUCCACAGUGAACUCAAUAUUAACAUAUGACAUAUCAGAUAUGAGUGAUGGUUUGGUGCUUCUGUUCCUGAGAUGAGGCUGAGCCUCAGUGUGUUGAUUGGUUAAUAUUUAGAAAUGUUGUUGAUCUUAAGGCUGGACCUUCCCCUGAAUUUACAAGUUCACCAACUGUAUCUUAUAUUGUAAAACCAAAUAACAUAAUAACGUAUCUGCAUUCAUAAAAUUACAUUCUUUUGCA
This is a messenger RNA of Hippoglossus stenolepis (Pacific halibut), 4027 nucleotides long. It is a transcript of the gene sh2d3cb, whose product is annotated as SH2 domain containing 3Cb. Lineage: Eukaryota; Metazoa; Chordata; Actinopteri; Pleuronectiformes; Pleuronectidae. Gene Ontology annotation, biological process: positive regulation of peptidyl-serine phosphorylation; small GTPase-mediated signal transduction. The transcript has 12 exons. Gene Ontology annotation, molecular function: guanyl-nucleotide exchange factor activity. The record is from RefSeq and is a predicted model, not a curated record. Bases 135 to 2789 code for a protein of 884 amino acids.